CGCACCUCUCGUCUGAUAGGAGGACAGUCAACGCUACCUCCCUCCCUCCCUUCUCUCCCUCUCCUCGCCCGUCGUGUUUACUAUGGCCGUAUAAAUUCCUGAGUGUGCGCACAUCGCCUCCUCAGAGAGCAAUGGAAAAGGAGGAGGAGGUGUUAGGAGCAGGAAAACAAGCGAAUCGGGGGAGCGUAGCUAUAGCUGUGUUUACUGUUCACUGGAACUAAAAGCAGGAGGCUUCUCCUCCGAUCUCGGUUGCUGCUGCUCCCUGGAUGCAGACAAGAAGAAGCGGGAGGAGGAGGAGGAGGGAGCGUGGAUGCUGAUCGCGGCGACAAACCUAGAGAGGACAAAUUGUCAAGUGGCUGUCAAUAGAAUAAAUCCUAAAACUGGAAUAACAGCGAUGGACUCCAGCCAUCGGCACUGAGGUAGGAACGGGCACAUUGGCAGCGUCCAUUUGGGAUGGAGAGCAGGCUCCCAGUUCUCCAGUCAGUCCCUAAUGGCGCUCGUUCAUGAACCUCGUGCCCCUUCACCCUCUCUGUCCGGCUUCAGCACGCCCCUCUCUGACCCUCCAUCCUUUCGCCGCCUCGAUGCCGAAACCCCCUGCACCCCAGAAAUGGACCUCACCCCAACCCAGUGCGUCCUCCGCAACGUCCUCUCCAUAGACACUGGAGGUGCCGUUGAGCCCGGGGGUGGAGGGGGUGAGGGGCAGACCGCUGGACACAACCAGACACCCGGUGAGGAACAACAAGAGCACUUUGCCAACAGUGUCCUGAAGCUCCAUGAGCAUGAUGGGAGUCCUGGAAGGACAGAGGGCGAAGGGCAGGACACGGACAGAUCUCUGGUCAGGAGCCAUGCUGAUGACGCCAGGCUCCAAUGCCAGUCUACAGGAGGGGGAGGAGGGUUUCUGGAGGGGUUGUUUGGGUGUCUGCGCCCUGUCUGGACUAUGAUUGGCAAAGCCUACUCCACAGAGCACAAACACGACCUGGAUGAAGCAUGGGAAAUCCCCUUUGAGGAGAUAUCGGACCUGCAGUGGGUGGGCAGCGGAGCCCAGGGCGCCGUCUUCCUUGGCAAACUGCACGGACAGGAGGUGGCCGUGAAGAAAGUGCGGAACAUCAAGGAAACGGACAUCAAGCACCUGCGGAAGCUCAAACAUCCCAACAUUAUCACAUUCAGAGGCAUCUGUACCCAGGCUCCAUGUUACUGCAUCAUCAUGGAGUACUGCGCUCAGGGACAGCUGUACGAGGUACUGAGGGCUGGCAGGAAGAUCACUCCAUCCCUGCUCAUGGACUGGGCCAUGGGCAUCGCUGGGGGAAUGAACUAUCUUCACCUUCACAAGAUCAUCCACCGAGACCUCAAGUCUCCCAACAUGCUGAUCACCUACGACGACGCGGUGAAGAUCUCUGACUUCGGCACGUCCAAGGAGCUCAGUGACAAGAGCACCAAGAUGUCUUUUGCAGGGACAGUGGCCUGGAUGGCUCCCGAGGUCAUUCGCAACGAACCUGUCUCAGAGAAGGUGGAUAUUUGGUCGUUCGGCGUCGUGCUGUGGGAGAUGUUGACGGGGGAGGUACCCUACAAGGACGUGGACUCCUCCGCCAUCAUCUGGGGAGUCGGCAACAACAGCCUGCAGCUGCCUGUACCUGAAGGCUGUCCAGACAGCUUCAAACUGCUCCUGAGGCAAUGCUGGAACUGCAAGCCCAGAAACAGACCCUCUUUUCGACAGAUUCUCCUGCAUCUGGACAUCGCCUCAGCAGAUAUAUUGUCCACCCCCCAAGAAACUUACUUUCAGUCUCAGGCGGAGUGGAGGGACGAGGUGAGGCACCACUUUGAGAAGAUCAAGUCUGAGGGGACAUGCAUCCACAGGCUGGACGAGGAGCUCAUCAAGCGGCGCAGAGAAGAACUCAGACACGCGCUGGACAUCCGAGAGCACUAUGAGAGGAAACUGGAGAGAGCCAAUAAUCUCUACAUGGAGCUCAACGCCAUCAUGCUACAGCUGGAGAUCAAAGAGAAAGAGCUGCUCAAGAGGGAGCAGUCGCUGGAUAAGAAGUACCCGGGCUGCUUCAAGCACCACAGUUCCAGACAGUCGGCCUCCUCCAACUCCAUGGAGAAACUCAUGAAGAAACGCAACGUGCCUCAGAAGCUGCCCUCGCACAGCAAGAGGCCAGACUUACUGAAGUCAGAGGUCAUCCUCCCCAAACUGGACUCGUCCAUGACCCAGGUCACAAUCCCCAACAAGGGCUCUACCUCCCCCGGUCGCUCCCGCCGAGGAAAACCCCGCUACAGGAAGGCCGGCAAAGGCAGCAGCGGCGACUUGGCUCAGCUGAAAGCCACUCUGUCUUCGUCGUUAGCCAUGAUCAACGCCACCUCGUCCGUUCCCAGCAGCAAGCACCAUCUAGACCCCAGCGCGGCCCUCAGGGGCCUGCAGCACGACCUGCUGCUCAAGAAGAUGUCCUCCUCCAGCCCAGAUCUCAUUUCCACCACACUGGAGGCUGAAGGCCGGAGGAAGGGGCAGGCGAGGCCGGGGCUGGACAGGGCGGGAAGCCAGAGCGCCUCGGCCGGGCUGGGAGAGAGCAGGGCCGAAGGGCUAGAGGAGGGGCCCGACGCGGGCGGCGGCGCCGAUGACCUUGCAGAGACGCCCCCGCGCAGCGACACGCCCAGUGAGGACGCGGCGUCUAUCCCGUUCUCCAGCAGCCCAGACUCGCCGUGCGGCAGAGGAGCAGCUGCGGGCAGGGCGUCUGUGCUCGGGAGCCCGCGCGCCCCCCACGAGGGCGAGGAGAAGGAGGACGGGACGGUGAUCACGCGCUCCCCCAGAAGUCAGCGUCUCACACCUGCAGCGCUGCUCUACAGAGCAGCAGUGACGCGCAGUCAGAGACGUGGAGUGUCCUCGGAAGAGGAGGAAGGAGAAGUGGACAGUGAAGUGGAGCUGCCGAGGAGGCGGCGGCCUGUGAGCAUCACCAAAUGUCAGUCCCUGUCGACCUUCAGCUCAGAGAACUUGUCGGUGUCGGACGGUGAGGAGGGAAACACGACCGACCACUCCCACAGCGGCACACCCGACGUGGUCAGCACCAACACCGACGAGCGACUGGACGACAAGAGCGACGACCUGCUGUCUCAGGGUUCAGAGAUUCCCGCCGACCCGUCCGACCCAACCCAGCUGGGCUCCGACGGGUUGUCUGAAAAGGAAGCCAUCCUACGACAAGUCAAAACGCAGCUUGCUUCAAAUGAUCAUAAUUACGAGGGUCUGUACGAUGACUCGGACUGUGACAGUGCAGAGCUGGACCAUUCCUGCAGCGCGGAGCCCAGCCAGCCUCCAGCCAACUGGUGAAAGCCUCACACCUCAGCCCACUCCAACACCUGCAGAUCUGGCCUCUGAAUACCUCUAACCAUCAGGGAUCAUUUAGAGAUGCACAAAGUGAAGACCUGCAUUCUCAAAAACCUGGUGUCCUGGAAAAAUGUAGUCUUGAGAUUAAUGCAUUGCAGGGACGUGGAACUGAAUCGGGGCACGAUCCCAGCUGACAGAGCAACAACCCUCCGUGUUCUCUCCAUAGCAACGGGCCCAAGAUCAGCUGCAACUGCAAAAACACACCUCAGCAACAGAGGCCUCGGUCAAAGAGGCCGCCAACUGUCCUUUAAUAUCAAUUUUCUAUUUUCAUCUUCCGCCAUGAAAGCGUGUUAUAUUAUUUCACAUCGUGUCAUAUGAAAUUAUUUCAGGGCUUCUGUAACGUUUUAAUCGCCAGCGUCGCCGGCACAGCCGCCGACGUUGCUUGUUGCACUUAAUUUAGAAAAACUAGAUAUUUCCCUCCUCGUGUCUUAUCACAUUUCCUUUAAACACAUUAUGCACUAAUUUAUUUAUUAUUACUGUCGGUGAGUUCAUUCAGAAAUCGAUGUUUACGUGUCACUUCUGUCAUUUACAUUCAUCUUUUAAUUUGUGUCAGUGUCAUGGAUCGCUCCGUUGUCCAUUUUUUAUCAUCAGUGUAAAUAUGUGACGUUGUAAAAUGAACAAAUUUUUUAAAACGUGAGAUUGUAUAAUUUAAGGUGCUGAUGUUUCUAAUUAGGUGGCACUGUUAUAUUUGAACCUCAAAAAGCUUAUGGUAGUAGAAUGUACUGUAGCUGCUGUCCAUGUCUGAGAUUCAAAACACAGCUGGAGAGAGGAACAACAUGUGAACAAAGGAAAAAAAAAAAGCAAUAUGUCUGCUCUGGUGCGCCUGCUGGAUUUAUUAAGAGGAGACGGGCUUUUUUUGAAACUAAGUAUUGCAGUGUUUACUGUAUUAAAAUGUUUUUAAAAGUCCCUUCGUGGAACAUUAGAGGGUUGUGUAUAUAUAGCAUCAGAUCGGCAUGCUUGUCAGAACGUGUGGUUAACCUAUUGGAUGUAAUCAAAGAGCGAUCACAGAGGAACAAAAUGCAACAAAAGAAAGACCUCAGAUUUCGAGCAGACACUUAAACACUCCAGGUGAAUGACUGAAGGCAAAUGCAUGACAGGGACACAAAACACCAAAAUAAGUCGGAGUAACCGAAUCAUUAUUUCACUCGCUCAGUUCAGUCAUUGAAUGCCGUGGCCACAUUGCUUACAGUGGGGUCAUUGUUGCAAACUAAAAGAUAUUUGUCCCGUUUUUGGAUCCUUCACAUUUUCCAAUUUGCCGUUUCUCUGCCAAAAAUGAGGCGAGUUACCAUGACUUGCCUCAUUUACAGGCUACGCUCAACAUAAGCUUAAGAUGGAGACGUUUUCCAAGCUCACACAUUAGUUUGGAGUCCACCUUGACCACCUCGCGGUCAUUUUUUUACUCACAUUCAAGAGCUCCAUGUGAACAAACUGGUGUUUAUGUGUUUGUGUCCCUUGACAAGCCUUCUGAAAGUGGGCGUGCUUCAAUCUGACUGUACAACAGCACACUACAUCCUGUUUCCAUUAAUCCACAACCGAUCAGGUUACACUCAAUAAGCUAGAAAAAAAGGCAGCUGUUCUUAUUUUAAAAUCAGAUGUUAUGUUUUAAAGUUUACAUUUGUAGAGCAUUUUAAACUGAUUGUGCGCCUCUCAUCCCCUCUAAGGUUUAAAGCUAGAAAUCCUCCUGCAGGAUAAAAUGUUGCCAAAAAGGAAAACUACUGCCCUCUAGUGUCUCAAUCGUGGAGGUGCUUGUGUUCAACAUGUUGAUUUCAAACCAACCCCUAUGAACUAAAAUGGUUUUGUUUGUUUGUUUGUUUUUUUUUAAAAAAUGCUGCAUUAUUGUAACUGUACAAUAAGUAUAUUUAAGAAAUUUAAAAUAAAACCAAACAUGUAAAAUCAAA
This is a messenger RNA of Mugil cephalus (flathead mullet), 5271 nucleotides long. RefSeq names its product mitogen-activated protein kinase kinase kinase 12-like. Gene Ontology annotation, molecular function: ATP binding; JUN kinase kinase kinase activity. Lineage: Eukaryota; Metazoa; Chordata; Actinopteri; Mugiliformes; Mugilidae. The record is from RefSeq and is a predicted model, not a curated record. The transcript has 14 exons. Gene Ontology annotation, biological process: protein autophosphorylation; JNK cascade. Bases 491 to 3316 code for a protein of 941 amino acids.